AUGACGACUUCCUCCAUCUCAACCAGUCUCAAACAACCUCUCGUCUUCUUCUUCUUCUCCCUUCUCAUCAAAACUUCCCUCUCCAGCUCUCCUCCACUUUCCCCUCUUCACUCUCUAACCACUAAUCCUAACUCUUCGUCCCCCACCGCCGCCGACCGCCUCAUCCCAUCUUCGACCACCAUCGAAUAUCGACAAAUGGAAGCCAAUGCUACAAAAGCUCUCAGCGGCCAAUCGGCUUCCUACCACACUUGUAGACAGUGCAAAUGCUGCGAAAUAGAUGACCCCAAGCAUUGCUAUAUCUUACAGUGCUGUUAUGAAGUAGCCUGCAAUUCGCCAAAUGAUCCGCCCGACAUGUGCUCGGUCAAGCCUAUUUCUUGCAACUGUAACUCCUGUCACUGA
Phalaenopsis equestris is the source of this 399-nucleotide messenger RNA. RefSeq lists its product as uncharacterized. The record is from RefSeq and is a predicted model, not a curated record. Lineage: Eukaryota; Viridiplantae; Streptophyta; Magnoliopsida; Asparagales; Orchidaceae. The coding region runs from base 1 to 399 and encodes 132 amino acids. The transcript has a single exon.